Prunus persica (peach) is the source of this 3865-nucleotide messenger RNA. RefSeq names its product leucine-rich repeat receptor-like serine/threonine-protein kinase BAM3. The transcript has 2 exons. Gene Ontology annotation, cellular component: plasma membrane. NCBI's taxonomy places the organism in Eukaryota, Viridiplantae, Streptophyta, Magnoliopsida, Rosales, Rosaceae. Bases 528 to 3524 code for a protein of 998 amino acids. Gene Ontology annotation, biological process: hormone-mediated signaling pathway; protein phosphorylation. Gene Ontology annotation, molecular function: ATP binding; protein kinase activity; protein binding. The record is from RefSeq and is a predicted model, not a curated record.
CCCCAAAUCUUAACUUUAAAUUUCUGUUAUCCAACGGCCUUCUUAUUUUCCAUCUUAUUGUCAAAUUUUUAUUUUUAUUUUUAAUAAUGUUUUCAACAAACCUUCUUCCACUUUUUCCAUCUCAGCUUUGUCUAAAGAAGAAGGCUAAUAACUUAGAGAAAUAUAGAAAGGGAGCUCACACACACACACCAGUCCAGUCCCAGCAGAAUUUCAAUCUUCCUCUCUUCUCUCAGAGAGAAAGAAAAGAAAAGAACAGAACAGAAAAGAAAAGAAAGAGAGAAAAAGGAGAAAAGCAGAGGCAUAGUUUCUUCCUUGUAUUUGAAGACUCUUUCUUUGUGAAGAUGUUUGAUUCCUCAACCCCAUACUCACUUGAAGUUUCUCAGAUUCCUCUUACUUUUCCUUCCUUUUCCGGAAAAUCCACAACUACCCAAAUGCUUAAAUCCCUUCAUCUUCUCUUUCAAUACUUCCAAACCCAAUUGUCUUGAAUAUUUUUCCCAAGAAAAAAAGCAGGAAAGAAAAAAACCAUCAUGGUCCUUCCUUUCAUUGUCUUGACAUUUUUCUCUCUUCUUGGCACCUCUUGCUUUGCUUCUUCUUUGGUCAGUGAUUUUCAUGUCUUGGUCACACUCAAGCACGGCUUCCAAUUCUCCGAACUGGCUUUAAGCACUUGGAAUUCUUCAUCUCCAAGAUCAGUUUGUUCAUGGGCUGGAAUUCGAUGCUAUAGAGGAAGAGUUGUUGCAGUGGACUUAACAGAUUUCAAUCUUUUUGGCUCUGUAUCUCCUCUGAUUUCAGGCCUCGACCGGCUCACCGACCUCUCUCUUGCAGGAAACAACUUUGCAGGCAGCAUUGCCAUUGCCAACUUCACAAACCUUCAGUUCCUCAACAUAUCCAACAACCAAUUCAGUGGGAGCUUGGAUUGGAACUACUCAAGCAUUGCCAACUUGGAAGUGUUUGAUGCUUAUAACAACAACUUCACCGCUUCUCUUCCACUUGGGAUUUUGAGCUUGAAGAAGCUCAGGUACUUGGAUCUUGGAGGCAAUUUUUUCAAUGGAAAAAUCCCAGCAUCAUAUGGGAAUUUGGCCAGCUUGGAGUACUUGUCAAUUGCAGGCAAUGAUCUUAAUGGAGAAAUUCCAGGUGACUUGGGCAAUCUCACUAACCUGAGAGAGAUUUACUUGGGCUACUACAACGUUUUUGAAGGUGGGAUUCCAAAGGAGUUUGGGAAAUUGGUCAAUCUGGUUCACAUGGAUCUCUCAAGCUGUGAAUUAGACGGGCCAAUUCCCCGGGAGCUGGGGAAUUUGAAGGCGCUCGACACGCUUUACUUGCACAUCAAUCUGCUCUCAGGCUCAAUCCCAAGGCAGCUAGGCAACUUGACAAACUUGGUCAAUCUUGACCUCUCCAACAAUGCACUGACUGGUGAAAUCCCAUUUGAGUUUGCCAGUCUCAAACAGCUCAAGCUUUUCAACCUCUUCAUGAACAGAUUGCAUGGCUCAAUCCCAGACUACGUCGCGGAUUUGCCUAACUUGGAAACUCUGGGGCUGUGGAUGAACAACUUCACUGGCAUAAUUCCACAGAAGCUUGGCCAGAAUGGGAAGCUUCAACUGCUCGAUUUGUCAUCGAAUAAGCUCACCGGUAAAAUCCCACCAAACUUGUGUUCAUCAAAUCAGCUGAGAAUACUAAUUCUCUUGAAAAACUUUCUCCUUGGUCCAAUCCCUGAAGCCUUAGGGGCAUGUUCUAGUCUCACUAGAGUAAGGCUGGGGCAGAAUUACUUAAAUGGUAGCAUACCAAAUGGCUUAAUUUACUUGCCUCUGCUGAGCUUAGCAGAGUUGCAAAACAAUUACCUAUCUGGAAUGUUGCUAGAGAAUUCUAAUGGCUCAUUGGAGCCGGCCAAAUUAGGCCAGCUUAAUCUGGCAGACAACCUCCUAUCCGGUCCUUUACCCCACUCGCUUUCGAAUUUCUCUUCCCUCCAAAUCCUCCUACUUGGUGGAAAUCAAUUCUCUGGUCCAAUCCCACCUUCAAUAGGCCAACUACAUCAAGUACUAAAACUUGAUCUUAGCAGAAAUUCACUCUCUGGUGAAAUCCCACCAGAAAUUGGAAACUGUUUCCAUCUCACCUACCUUGACAUGAGCCAGAACAACCUCUCUGGCUCAAUCCCACGAGAAAUUUCCAGCAUUCACAUCCUGAAUUACUUGAACAUAUCAAGAAAUCACUUGAACCAAAACAUUCCCAGAUCAAUAGGCACCAUGAAGAGCCUCACAAUUGCUGAUUUUUCCUUCAAUGAUUUCUCAGGAAAGCUACCCGAAUCAGGGCAGUUUGCCUUCUUUAAUGCCUCUGCUUUCGCGGGCAAUCCCCAUCUUUGCGGUUCACUCCUAAACAAUCCUUGCAACUUCACCGCAAUCACAAACACACCGCGAAAACCCCCCGCGGAUUUCAAGCUGAUCUUCGCAUUAGGCCUGCUAAUAUGCUCACUGGUGUUUGCUGCUGCUGCUAUAAUCAAGGCCAAAUCGUUCAAAAGAAAUGGCCCGGAUUCAUGGAAAAUGACUUCCUUCCAGAAGCUGGAAUUCACAAUCUUCGACAUCCUCGAAUGCGUGAAAGAUGGGAAUGUGAUUGGAAGAGGAGGAGCAGGGAUUGUUUACCAUGGAAAAAUGCCAAAUGGGGUUGAAAUUGCUGUCAAAAAACUCCUUGGUUUUGGACCAAAUAGCCAUGAUCACGGCUUCAGAGCAGAAAUUCAAACCUUAGGCAACAUUCGGCACAGAAACAUUGUGAGAUUGCUGGCAUUUUGCUCAAACAAAGAAACGAAUCUGCUUGUUUACGAGUACAUGAGAAAUGGAAGCUUGGGGGAGGCAUUGCAUGGGAAAAAGGGAGGAUUCUUGGGGUGGAAUUUGAGGUACAAAAUUGCCAUUGAAGCUGCCAAAGGCCUGUGCUACCUUCACCAUGAUUGUUCUCCAUUGAUACUUCACAGGGAUGUAAAAUCAAACAACAUUUUGCUCGAUUCGAGCUUUGAAGCGCACGUUGCUGAUUUCGGGCUCGCUAAGUUCUUGAUUGAUGGUGGAACAUCUGAGUGUAUGUCUGCAAUUGCAGGCUCUUAUGGCUACAUUGCACCUGAGUACGCAUAUACACUGAAGGUGGAUGAGAAGAGCGAUGUAUAUAGCUUUGGGGUUGUUCUGUUAGAACUUCUAACGGGUCGUCGUCCAGUGGGAGAGUUCGGGGAAGGCGUCGACAUAGUGCAGUGGUCGAAGAAAGCCACGAAUUGUCGAAAAGAAGAUGUUACAAGCAUUGUUGAUCCAAGGCUAGCAAUAUCUGUACCCAAAGAUGAAGCAAUGCACUUGUUCUUCAUUGCAAUGCUUUGCAUCCAAGAACACAGUGUGGAGAGGCCAACAAUGAGAGAAGUUGUUCAAAUGCUAUCGGAGUUUCCUCGCCACUCCCCGGACUACUUCCAGUCCUCCUCAUCCUUAGCCACUUCCCAACAACCCAAGAAUACUGAGAAAGACACAAAAUGUGCCAAGUUCAAACAAGAUAUUUUGGUUUAAUAUGAAGCAAACAUGAAAUUUUUAUUUUUUUUCUACAUAAUUUUUAGAGUUUAAUUAAUAUAUGGUGUCUUAAAGCGGCUCGAUUUUGUUGUGGCCGUGCUAUGUGGAAACUAGAAUUUUUUUUUUUUUUUUUUUUUGGGUUUAAUUAUUUUGUUUACAUUUAGGAAUGGAGCGCUGGUCAAUUAACAAAUGUAGGAGAAUAAUUAAAGGAUGCACUUCUUUUCAAGGGGUAUGCACUUUGAGAAAGGCGCAUGCAUGCUUAAUGGAGCCAUAUCAGUCUCUUUGUAUCAUAAUAUAUAGUAUUUACAUAUGAUUAAUAUGAUCGCUUUUUAUUUCACUCA